Molecule: messenger RNA, 1995 nt
Organism: Penaeus indicus
Lineage: Eukaryota; Metazoa; Arthropoda; Malacostraca; Decapoda; Penaeidae
Gene: BckdhA
Product: 2-oxoisovalerate dehydrogenase subunit alpha, mitochondrial-like
Exons: 8
Coding region: 42-1187 (381 amino acids)
Biological process (GO): branched-chain amino acid catabolic process
Molecular function (GO): oxidoreductase activity, acting on the aldehyde or oxo group of donors, disulfide as acceptor
Source: RefSeq, a predicted model, not a curated record
UCGCCUCCCGCGCGUCGUCUGCUGCGCCCGAGGGAAGGAAGAUGGCUGGGCGGCUGAGCUGGUCUGCGGUUAAUGUUGCUAAUGUUGCCAGGAGGAGCUUGGGGUUGCAGCUGCGAGGGGGGAGGAGUCGAGCCCAGCUGAUUCAUUCUAGGACCUUGUCCUCGGCCCUUGGAGAGGAGCAGCCAAAUUUCCCGGGAUCGAGAUCAAAAUGGACGGAGAAGCUAGAGUUCGUUCAGCCAGAUCUCUACGACGGAAUUCCUGUCUAUCGCGUCAUGAACAGGAAAGGAGAGGUUAUCGACCCUGCUUAUGACCCAAAGGUUUGUAUCUCAGGUGUGCUCAUGUGGCGAGGUUUUCCACUCGAUCGCUUCAUGAACCAGUGCUAUGGCAACGAGGCCGACAUAGGAAAGGGUCGCCAAAUGCCCGUCCAUUAUGGUUCGACAGAACAUAAAUUUGUCACCAUUUCAUCCCCACUAGCAACACAGAUGCCUCAGGCUGUCGGAACGGCGUACGCAUUCAAAAGAGCUCAAAAUGGAUUGUGCGUUAUAUGCUAUUUUGGUGAAGGGACUUCCAGUGAAGGUGAUGCACAUGCAGCCUUCAAUUUCUCUGCAACUUUAGAUUGCCCAAUCAUAUUCUUCUGUCGCAACAACGGCUAUGCCAUAUCAACCCCUACAAGUGAACAGUAUCGCGGAGACGGCGUUGCAGCGCGCGGACCAGCAUACGGCAUGGCAACUAUCCGUGUUGAUGGCAAUGAUGUCUUUGCUGUGUAUAAUGCCACCAAAGCUGCAAGACACCUGGCUGUUACAGAGAAUCGUCCAGUGCUCAUUGAAGCUAUGACUUAUAGGAUUGGUCACCACAGCACAUCAGACGACAGCUCAGCCUACCGUUCCGUGGAUGAGGUACGUCACUGGGACUCCACACAACACCCUAUUGCCCGUCUUCGUGCUCACCUAGUGCAGCAAGGCUAUUGGGAUGAAGCCCAAGAAAAGCAGUGGAAAGAUGAUUGCAAACGCCAGGUGAUGCAGGCAUUUGCUCGAGCUGAGAGGAGACAAAAACCAGGAUGGAAAGCUCUGUUUACUGAUGUUUAUGACAACAUGCCCGAGCACCUCCAAGAACAGUAUGAAUACAUGAGGUCCCAUGUCGAAGAAUAUGAAGACCACUACCCAACCAAGCAUUUUGCAAAAGAUUAGAAGUUAUCAGAAAUGGAGGAAUCGAGUUUCAGUUUUGACACUUUUUUUUUCUUGCUGAAGGUUAUGCAAUGUGUAUUUCAUGUAUUGAAUUGCACAGGGGAGAUAUAGAUGCAAAUAACUUACUUUUGUGAACUCCUUACACCUGAUGAUAAGUGUUGGUAGAAGUAUAGGUACUUUUGGAAGGGAUUCUUAGGUAGAGAUAACGUUGGAUCCGGUGUAUUACUUGGCUUUGUUUAAUACGAUGAAACUUGGCUUUGUUGAAUCAUUAAUGUGACAAAAAUGUAGAUGUCAACUAGUUAGGGCCGUAGCAUCAUUCGUGUAGUUAGUUGUCACCAAAUUAUUUUUCACUGCAUUAUAUUUUCGAAGAGACAUGCAGUUGUUAUUUUGCUCUAUUAUGAUAAAGAUAUUUUAAUGAAUUCACAAUAAUUCUUCAAAUUUUUUUAUGUAUCUCAUAUUAGGUCUUCUUUGGUUAGUACAGUUUGUUUCUGACAGACAUUGAGGUUAAUUCAUACUUUAUUCAUUUUUAUUCUUCCAAUUCUUUUAAAUGGAAGUCAUUCAGCAACAUCUUAUAAUCUGUAAUGCAUUGUAGAAUCUUCUGUCCAUAGUUCUCAAAAGAGUUUUUAGAUGUUAGUUUGAUACCAUGUUUUAUAAAGCAGGCAGUCUUUAAGUAAAAUGGUGUUUGAAAGUAGGUUGGGUAAUGAAUGUACUAAUUCCAAAUUGUGGUGAUAAUAGUAUAGUUGGAAUUAAUCAGAAUUUUUCAGAGUAGAUGCAAAAUAUUUUUGUUUAAAAUACAUACCAGAAAAAAGAA